Trichobilharzia regenti is the source of this 7423-nucleotide messenger RNA. The record is from the annotation of a GenBank genome assembly. NCBI's taxonomy places the organism in Eukaryota, Metazoa, Platyhelminthes, Trematoda, Strigeidida, Schistosomatidae.
GAGUCUUAGAACGAUGAGUGAUGCUUGAAUCUUGAAAAUACGAAUAAACCAAGAAUUUAGGCUUUAUUCAUUUUACAAUGGAGCCAGAAUGGCUUAAACAUAUAAAGGGAAAAAAGUGUUAGUAGCGGUAGAGAUAUGAAUAUGAUUAGAUACGUAUUAUAAGAAAAGUUCACAACAUGUGUAGCUAGUUUUUAUGUCAUCUGUUUGAUCAAAGUUAUCAGAUAUUUCGUAAUUAAUAUAAAGUACUUGGGAAACAUGAGGUCGGGGUACAUUUUAUUUAGAAAAUUUAGUGUUAAGGUCAGAUAAUUAUCGAAAAAAUUAUGAUAAACAGUUACCAAAAUUUCUGCUAAAAGAAUUCUAACUACCAUCCGUCGAAGUUAUGUACGUGCAGGAUAAAUUAUUGUGGUAUAAAAGUAUUUGUAGUUUUAUAUAGUUUUUAAAAGCUGGUAGCGCAUCGAACAGCCGAUAUUACUUUAGAAUUAGGACAAGCUGGUGUUAUUUCUGCUAGAAAUGUCUGUCAAACCUAAAGAUAUCCUACCGAAAUCCAGUUUGUUUCUAGAUGUUAAUUACGUAAGAUGUCCAAUGAAAACUGCUGCUGCUGCCAGGGUUCCCUUCUACAUAUAAUCAGUCGAGGUAUUUCCAUGGCUUUAUCAAUUCCUCCUCAAGCGGCCAUUAUCCUAUAUCUAUGGGUUGACUUUACAAUAUUUUAUGGUUAUAAUUACACACUGGAGUUACACAUCGAUAAAACUCAUAAAACACCUAAUAACAUUUACUCAAGUGAUUGACUAGACUGUUAAGUUCCCAACUUAGAUUUUCGCGCAAAAGUGCGGCAGUACGAGCUACCGCAAAUUAAAAAAGCUAUAACAUAAUAUAUAAUAGCGUGUUGAAGAAAGAAGUAUAUAGAGAGACAUAAAGACCAAAUGGGUCUGGCAGAUUACAAAGAUUAAAAGUCUCUGAGUCAUUCACAACGAUUUUAAGUCAUAUCACCAAUAGUUUCACAUCAUUGAAUCUUAGCAUAUCGAGGAUAAGAACUAAGCGGUUAAUAACCCUUCUUUUUGGGUGGCUCAAACCGGUAGUUAAAGACCUAGUGGGUUUGAUUUAACUCCCCAAACUCUUUCUAGACUUAUUUUUAUGUCACCUAACAUUACUAGGCUAGGUAGGUGAUGGCUUGAAAUGCCUAAUGUGUCCUGGUCAUAUCGACUCAUACAUUUUCAUAGCCUAGUCUACCGACUUUUCUUCCUUAUUUAACACUACUAAAUUCAGUAUUGUUAACCAUGUUAUUAACACUUAAGACGGGAGAUAGAACUCACACACCUAUGGUCGACAACACUUAACCAGCCUCUUCUCUUCAUAUCCUUGUAUCCAUUUUCAAUGGCCGUGUCUCACAGGCACAAACAAGGAGAGAACGAAAUUCUAGUCAGUACACACGUGCUUUCUUCGAUAGCCGGAUAUCACGGAUAUCUAGGCGAGAGAGGAUGUAGGUUGGCGAAGGCCAGAGGAGCCUUUUCUAUGAGUGGUGAGAUUUCGUCAGAAAUCAGUCCAUCAGGUAGUUGAGUUCGUUUUAAUUAAACGUCAAUGUUUUUUUUAUUAUACAGGAAAUACUACUAUAGUUUUUCACUGGAUUUUGUGUCAGGUAAAAUAUUCAAACAUCAAACUGUAUUACUAGUAUCACCAACGGAUAUCUGCUAUGGUACUAUAAAUCCAUACCAAGGUUUAUUGUGUUCUUUUAAUAUACAUUAAAGCUAAAAAUGAUUUUAUUUUAUUGUUCAGUCGCAUGUCUCAUUAUUUUCAGUUUUUACAUUUCAGGAAGAACAUAUAUUUCAUAAACGAAGAUUUAUUUAUCUGUCACUGCUCUUGAUCCUCUUAUAUACACACUACUUGAAGAAAACACCGAACUUUAUUGAGAACGGGAUAACCUCGUUUGAAAAAAACAUUCAAAAGACUUUGCGAAACUCGAUGUCCUUAUAGUCGCAUAGUCUUUAUAUCAACUAGUCAGGGAAUUUUUAUAUACGAAUGUUUGACUUCGUAUACGUUGAAUGGUUUCAGUAAAACAAUGGGGUGCGAGAAGCAGUCUGAACUGGAACUCUUAGCAAAACUGGAGGAACAAAAUCGAGCCCUGUUUUCGGACGCUAAGAUUGUCCCCUCACUACAGACACAUCGACGUCGUGAAGGCUCCUUAUCAAGCAGCAUUUCUACUGGAUCAGGACAAGACGAUACACGAAGCUCUGGAACACCUUCAUUUCAAAACAACGGUCAUACAAACUAUUCAUCAUUGUCAUCAUCAUCUAAGUUGAAUAGUGCUUCUGGAGUUUCACUUCCUUUAAUGAUUGGAUGGACUGCAGGUGCACCAGUCAGUAGUUCUAUUCGAGAACAAUGGGACUAUGUAGUGAAUAAUUGGGAACAAUGUUCUAAGAAAAAAUCCUAUGUUUCUGAUCUCAUUAAAAAGGGUGUUCCAGAUGAGUUUCGUCCGUUGAUUUGGCAACUGUACACUGGCGCUUAUGAUUCAGCUGUUAAAAAACACUAUCAUAAUUAUUUGUUAGUUGAUUCACCUGUUGAGAAGGCUAUUCGUCGAGAUAUUGCACGAACAUUUCCUAAACAUGAUUUAUUUAAAGAUGAGAAUGGUUGUGGUCAAGAAAGUUUAUUCCGUGUAAUAAAAGCCUAUUCAAUACAUGAUCCAGAAGUGGGCUAUUGUCAGGGAUCAGCAUUUAUUGUCGGUUUGUUGUUGAUGCAGAUGCCUGAACUCAGUUCAUUCGCUGUACUCGUUCAAUUAAUGAAUGAUUAUCGUUUACGUGAAAUGUAUAAACCAUCAAUGAUGGAAUUGGGUGUUUGUAUGUAUCAGUUAGAACAGUUGAUUGCUGAUAACCUACCAGAUUUGUAUACACAUUUUCGUACACAAUCAUUUGCACCGAGUUUAUAUGCAUCCGCUUGGUUUUUAACUCUGUUUUCGACAAUUCUGCCUAUACCAUUUGCAACACGAGUUAUGGACUUUUAUAUCGUUGAGGGUCUUCAAUUCAUCUUUAAAUUGGCCUUAUCAAUUCUAAAAUUCUCUGCAGAUAAUUUACUUAGGUGUGAUAUGGAAUCUAUGGUAGCGUUUCUUCAACAUGAAGGACCAAUAGAAUGGGAUAAACAUUCCUCCGUCAUAUUUGAAAGUGCCUGUUCAUUUAAGCUGAAUACAAAAAAGAUGAAAAAAUUGGAGAAAGAAUAUAUGACAAUGCGUAGUCAAGAAAGAGAAGAGCAAAUUGAAUUGCGCCGUCUUCGUACUGAAAAUGGUUUAUUGUUACAGCGUUUGGCGCGUUUAGAAGAAGAAAGUGCUGUAAUGGCUGAUCAUCUUGUAAAGUGUCAGUUAAUACGUGCUCAAGAAGCUGAAGCUGCUAUAGCUCUACGUUGUGAAUUAGCUAUCCUAAGACGAGAAUAUUCUCUUCUGAAUCCACCAGUGAUUAUCCCAUCACAGAAUACAAAUGAGGUACUGAACAGUGAAGCUGAAGACGACAUAAAUUUGAUAUCGAAUCAUCGAAUGAUGCAAAAUGGUACACAGGAGACUACUGCUACUACCACAUCAAUAACAACAACAACAACAACAACGACAAUGGAGGGUUCAGCCGCGAAAACAGUUCCCACCACUGAUACUGCCGACACCACUGUCACUGAUGAUUCAUCAAAUAAUACAACUAACACAAAACUAACCAAUGGUAACAAUCCUCAGGACAACAGUGUGCAGCAACAAACAAUAACAAACGGUUAUCCUAUGAAUUCAGAAUCACCAAAUUAUUAUUCUAAAGUCAAUUUCACAAUAGAUAGUAAUCAUUCACCGAAUAGUUCAUAUGAUUUUUGUACACUUCCAAGAUCAAGAAAUCGUGAACAUAAUAAUAACAAUAAUAAAGCCAAUAAUAAUAAUGGAACAGGGAAGUAUAAUGGUGAAGCGAAAACCGAUCAACUCUUAUCAACAACAAUCAAUCAGUUGCAAACUGACUUGGUUAAUUCACGUUUCAAUGAAGCGGAUGCUAAAAAAGUUUCGCAUGAAUUACGAUGUAAACUGCAUGAAUUGGAAGAGUCGAAAACAGAUCAAUCACUUCGUGCAGCUGAACAAAUCGCUGUCUUGAAAGAUGAAUUAUUCGGAGCAAAACUUAGAGAAACAGAAUUAGUCAAUCAGAUUGAAGAGUUUAAAAGACGUUUUGAUGAUUUAGAUUCACUUUGGCAGAUGCAUCUUGGCAAGUGUAAAGGCGUCAACAAUGACACUAAACGUGCAUCUUUAUGGAUUGGUUCACUGAAUUCUCUGGAUGCAUCAGAAAUGAAUAAUAAAAUGAAAUUCUCCGAUCGAAUACUGGAGACACGAUUCAUCAAUCAAAUCAGUAGUUUAAAACAAAAGAUUACUGAUUUAACCGCACAACAAGAACUAUCCGAUCGUAGAGCUGAUCGGUUAGAUAAACGUGUCACAGAACUACUUGAAUCACGUACAGCAUUUCAAGCUAGAGAGCGUGAAUUAACUAUGGAGUUAAAACAAUUGGAGCAGAAAUGUGCAGACAUUGAAGCAAAACGUAAAGCUGAUGGUGUUAUGUGGAGAAGUCGUGAAAUGGAGUUGAAAGCUCAACUGGCCGAACGUAAACAAGGUUAUUUACAAUUAGAAUAUCAGUAUGAAAGUUUGUUAACUUCUCAACGUCUUCAAGUAGCUACUGGCAGCGGUAGUCAGUCUCUAGAUAAUCAUGAUUUAUGCAUGCGGCGAAAAUCUUCACUAGACUGUGAUAAACUUUUAGAAUACAAUUCGAAUACGACUAUAUUGGCUGGUAUUGGUGCUACUUCUAAUGUUGUCAAUACCGCCACUAAUGGUACGCCUAAUAAUAAUAGUAGUAGUAUCAAUGGUGUCAAUAGUUCAAAUAAUAAUAACAGUAACAAACGUUUCACACUGGGUAGCUAUUUAAAAUUUGCUCAAUCAUCACCUCAUUCAACAAGUCUGGCGAAUUCUACUGCAUCAACACCAAGAGUAUUGAAUGCAGACAACAGUAAUAAUGAUAAUGACUCAUCCCCAUCACCAUACACAGUUAGUUCAGAGGUGUAUUCAAUGUGGAAAGAUUUGCCUCCAUCUGUAAUGACUGAGUCUAUUGGUCCAUUAGAAGAUCUAUGCCUCAUACCGGAUGAUCCUAUGAUUACAAGUGUCUAUAUAAAUCCGUCAACAUCAUCAACGUCAUCAUUAUCGCCAACAAAGGAAGCGGGAGCGGCGAUAGCAGUAACAAACACAACAACAAUAACUCUUACAACCUCUCCGCCACCGUUAACAUCCUCCGCUUCUGUCACCUCCUCAUUGUCAUCGUCAAAUAGCCAAAAUUUCUAGUCGUUGUGUUUCCUCCCUUCCAUCCCCGUUUUUCAUCUUCUCACAGAUGAAUCAAAUUCAAAUCAUGAUAUAUAAUGAAAUAGUUGAUUAACUCGUCCCUCCUAGCUUAAUGUGUCUUUACAUAAGCCCACAUACACGCACUGCUGUUUCAGCUUCUGGUGUUGUGAUUACAUAUUUACGUAUAUGUUCGAGUGAUGAUGUGAAGCUUUGAUCGAGUUGCUCUCAUCAUUCAUGUCUUCUACCUCGCGUACGUAAACACAGUACUUGCAUACUAUAUAUGGUCAGAUAACUAUACAGACAGAUAGAUACAAGAUUUUUCCCUCCUGUUUUUUUUUGGUUUUAUUCCCUCCCCCUGAUUUCUUCCAUUAAAAAGAGGUACAUCUAUAUGUGUCAUUGUGUACAGAAUUUUGCUUGUUGCCCUAUUCUCUUCUCUCGGACAUUGUUUUUUGAGUGAUUUCUAUAUAUACUUAUGCUUAAGCAUAGUUGACUUUGGUCUUUCACAUAUAAUAAGUGUCAAUUUGUGGUGAGUAUGUUCUUCUUUGACUGACAUUAAUAUUCUUCUCUCUUUUAUUUAUUGUCUUCUUUGUAUGUAUGUAUUUACGCGUGUGCACGUGCAGUGAGUGAGUGCUGUAUAAAUCUAGACCGUUAUUGUUAUCGACAAUGAGAAUUGUGUCUUCUGUAUUGUAUGCAUCACACUCACUGUCAUCCACACUUACACACCAGCCUGUUUAAAUUCCUUUAUGGUGUAUGUGUGUUUAUGGGCUCUGCUAUAAUGACUGCUUAAUCUGCAUAUUCUAUUACUAUAUAAUACGGAGAUGGAUUGCUGUAUCUGUGUUUGUGUUUGUGUGUGUGUGUGUGUGUGGGAUUUCGUUUGGUGCUUUCUAUAAUGUGUAUGUGCAUUCAUAUCCCCUUACUGUUUAGAAUAUUUUCUAUGUAUAUUGACUGAUUAAUUAAUCAAUUAACCCCGGUUCUUGAAUGCACUACCACUGCUGAUCAAAAUGUAUAAUGUUCCAGUCAGCCAGUCAGUUAGUUAGUUUAGUUACUUAGGUAAUCUGCUUUCUGUGUUUACCUUUAUUAUGUUUCUUCCUGUGAUUGAAUACGUCUCUUAUCCUUUGUGUGUGAUAGAUGGAUCAAUGCAAUCGUUCUAACGUCAUUACCUAUCUUUGUUGUCUUUAUAAUUCACUGCACAACAACAAUAUUAUAGUGCAUUAACUGGUUGUUUUUCAUAAUUAUUUACUUAAUUGAAAUUGAUUGACUUCUUUGAAUAAUACUUUUCUGCCUUCUAUUGCAUUUAUGAAUUGUAUGUUUCAAUCCGUCUAUUCAGGUGUCUAUUUCUGUGUGUAUGUGUGUUCACGUUAUUCCCGUGUGUAGACAAAGAUGCAGAGAGACUGAGCUAUUACACACGUGAUUUACAUACAUAUAUUGUUUUUUUCUCUCGUCUCAUCUCUUUCCACCACCCCACCUUCUCACUGUGUUUGCCUCCGUGUUGAAUUUGUCUGCUGCUACUGCUGGCCCCACCCCACACCUGUCCCACCCAACGCCGGUUAAAAUACUGGACAACAUAUUUAUUUGAAAGACACUUUUUGUCACAACUCACUUUAAAAAAACAAAAAAACAAACUCUUAUGAUUUAUUAAUGGGCAAGAUAAAGGAAGAAAACAAAAUAACGCAGAAAAAAAGGAGAUAUUUAUUAUCCUCAAAAAAGGUAUAUCGACGUUCUUUUGUGUUUUCCUUAAUCUGUUGAUUAUUUUCGAUAUUUUACAUUCUAUAUCUUGGAAUCUUGGAUGAAGUAGAAGAGAAAUUACGAGAACUAUUGAUUGUGCUUUAUUUUUCUUCUUCUUGUUGUUGUUCAUUGGGAAGACUAAGAAGUCUAUGCAUUUGGGUUUAAGCGCGGAACACGUGAAGAGAGGUAUGCUGUAGUUGACUGACAGAUGUGUAAGACCUUGAAAGUCACUUCGUACACUUUGUUCGACCUGAAUAUUAUACGCCCAUUAAGAAAAUCCAUCAAGUGUUAUAACUACUGGCUUUUGUAUAGGUACACAUGUGUAUGCUGCUUCCUACCGAAAACAAUACGCAAGUAUUAUAUUGGUUACUUUUU